Pogoniulus pusillus (Red-fronted tinkerbird) is the source of this 7003-nucleotide messenger RNA. It is a transcript of the gene SLC43A2, whose product is annotated as solute carrier family 43 member 2. Gene Ontology annotation, biological process: transmembrane transport; neutral amino acid transport. Gene Ontology annotation, molecular function: L-amino acid transmembrane transporter activity; neutral L-amino acid transmembrane transporter activity. NCBI's taxonomy places the organism in Eukaryota, Metazoa, Chordata, Aves, Piciformes, Lybiidae. The record is from RefSeq and is a predicted model, not a curated record. The transcript has 14 exons. The coding region runs from base 97 to 1785 and encodes 562 amino acids.
AGGACGGAUAAAAACCCCGAGUGGGAGCGCGGCGGCGCGGAGAGGGGGUGCGGCGGACGGUUGAGAUUGUAGACGAGGCCAUCUAACCACUCAGCCAUGGCACCUACGCUUGCUACCGCACAUCGCCGGCGCUGGUGGAUGGCAUCCACAGCCAUCGUUGAGAACCUGCUCUUCUCUGCUGUCCUGCUGGGCUGGGGAUCUCUCCUCAUCAUGCUGAAAGCAGAAGGGUUUUAUUCUUACCUGUGUGAUGAGUCAGGAAACAUCACCAGCAGCCCACAGCAUGACAACAGCACAGCUUCAGAGCACAAAUGGCCUUCCUGCAAUGCCCAGGAUGAAAUGCUGAACUUGGCUUUCACCAUUGGCUCCUUCCUGCUCAGUGCAAUCACACUGCCCCUGGGAAUUGUCAUGGACAAGUACGGCCCUCGCAAGCUGCGGCUACUUGGCAGUGCCUGCUUUGCUGUGUCCUGUGUUCUGAUUGCCUAUGGUGCCAGUAACCCAGACUCUCUGUCUGUGCUGAUAUUCAUCGCCCUGGCUCUGAAUGGCUUUGGUGGGAUGUGCAUGACCUUCACCUCGCUCACGCUGCCCAACAUGUUUGGUGACCUUCGUUCCACGUUCAUUGCUCUGAUGAUUGGCUCCUAUGCAUCCUCUGCUGUGACUUUUCCAGGAAUCAAGGUUAUAUAUGACUUUGGGGUCUCCUUCAUCCUUAUUCUGCUUGUUUGGGCAAGCUGUGCAGGAUUAGUUUUCCUCAACUGCUUCUUCAAUUGGCCACUGGAGCCUUUCCCAGGACCAGAAGACAUGGACUAUUCGGUGAAAAUAAAGUUCAGCUGGCUGGGAUUUGACCACAAAAUCACUGGGAAACAAUUUUACAAGCAAGUAACAACUGUGGGGCGCCGUCUCAGCGUGGGGAGCUCCAUGAAGGGCCCCAAGGAGCCAGCAGCCUUGCAAGAGAACAACAAGCUCUGCCUGUCAACAGUGGACCUAGAAGUGAAGUGCCAACCUGACAAUGCAGCUUCUCCCUCCUUCAUGAAGAGUGUCUUCAGCCCUAUCUUGUUGCUCAGCCUUAUCACUAUGUGUGUCACUCAGCUUCGGCUCAUCUUCUACAUGGGAGCCAUGAACACAAUCCUUGAGUUUCUGUCUGGAGAUGAGGAUCAAGUGGCUCUCUACACUUCCAUUUUUGGGGUAUUGCAACUGCUGUGCUUGCUGACAGCUCCUGUGAUCGGCUACAUCAUGGACUGGCGAAUGAAAGAAUGCGAUGAUGGCUCAGAAGAGAAUGAGGAGCACAACACUGAGCAAAGUGACAAGAAGAAGAAAAAGCGCGAUCGGCAGAUCCAGAAAAUUGCUAAUGCCACCAAUGCCUUUGUGUUCACCAAUGUCCUGCUGGUUGGAUUUGGAGUCACCUGUCUUAUUCCUAAUCUACCCUUGCAGAUCCUUUCCUUCAUUUUGCACACAAUUGUGAGAGGAUUCAUCCACUCAGCUGUGGGCGGCCUCUAUGCGGCUGUAUACCCCUCUACACAGUUUGGCAGCUUGACAGGGUUGCAGUCGCUCAUCAGUGCCCUUUUUGCCCUUCUGCAGCAGCCUCUUUUUAUGGCAUUGACAGGACCUUUGGAAGGAGACCCUCUCUGGGUGAAUGUUGGCUUGCUUGUUAUGAGCUUCCUGGGAUUCUGCCUUCCAAUCUACCUGGUCUGCUACAGGCGUAGGUUAGAGAGAGAAAAAAAACAGAAGAUGGAUGAUGCCAAACUCUUCUUCAAAAUCAACGGCACUCCCAAUGAGGAAGCCUUUGUUUAAACUGGUACUUCAAAUGCAACCUCCCCUGUACAGGUUCCUACCACAUCCGUGGGUUCUACCUGUGGUGUAAGCCAGGAUUUUUCUCUCCUGGCUCUACCAGUCUUUGCUCAUCACUGGAUGGCUGGACAUCAUGGCUGGGCUCUCCUCAGAUAUGGCAGGAGGAGACUUCCCACUCCUCACUCCAGAACACAAGACACUUCUCUUUUUUUUAUAAAGGCCACACAAAUAUUGUGUCUUAAAUUAUCCCCUGAUCACACUCUCCAGCAGCAGUCUCUGCAUAGGAAACUGGGAAGAGAAGGAAGAGAGAGAUAGGGGAAGAGGGAAGAAAGACCAUAAAUGAAUUUGCAAACGUAAUGCACUGAAGUCUGUUUUCUUCCCCUCCUCCCUCAAUCUUGGCUAACCUUGUCUCAGAUGCAAGCUCCACUUCUCCCUCCCUGAGGCUUCGUAAUGGUCCUUCUGCUUGAUAUAUUGCUGGACCCAGUGGUUUUAAUUGUCUGUCCAGACAUACCCUAGACUGCUGCUCAGGCAGGGAAGGUGAUUUUAUUCUUAUGUGUAUGAGCACAGCUUCAGUGUAUUGCUAAAUGUUGGCUGCUAGCACUGACAGCUCAAAAAUCUUUUAUUACUGCAAAUGACACAGACUGUGAGCAAUGGAUCUGCCUUCCAUACUGAAAUGAAGAGCCCAGUGGAUUGCUUGGUUCUAAACCAAGCCUUCAAAGGCCUGGACUUCCUCUUCUUCUCAGACCACAAAUCACCUGUAUGUGUUUUAAACUGUCAGCAGUCCUGGAGCCUUUGAGAUAGGAAUUGGAUCUUGUUUACCGAUGAAGUGCUUUGAGACUUGUUGCCUUGUUCCUCCUCUUCCCUCUGACAUGACCCUGGGAAGGGAGCAGCAGUGUGUAUUUAGUAGUGAAGCUUCUUGAAGCUGAAUUCUGAGGCUCCAAAUACCUUGGUGUUCAGAAGCUGUGAGCUGACUUGCUGUUGAAAAGAGUCAAGAGUGCAGAACACUCCUUUGUGUCUGGUAACUGGAUCCUGUGGACAUAUAGCAGGAUAAUGUGCUGAUGUCAUUCUUCCCCAGCCAUUGCUCAUCUGCAGUGUUCUGAUAAUAGCCCCCAAGCUGCUGAACACCAGGUAACUCUGACCAAAAAGCUGCUGGUUUGGCCAUUUUAAGAGCCUUCUAUGAUGUUAAUGGCUCUGUCUGGACAGAGUAUGUGGUGAUUGAUUGUAUAGUGAGGCUGAAUUACCGAGCAAUACAUGUGGGGAAAGGUGUUUGGCAUGGAAGGAAUAAAAAGGGAAUUCUUAACCUCCUUAGUUUUGCAGAGGGUUUCUAAGUCUUGUCUGAAGUCAAGUUUUCUGCCCUUAACCUUCAUGUUGAGGUCAGUAGCUCAGCCUCUGUAGCGUUGUGACUGGUGUUAACCCCUGCACUAUUUGGACCUGCUGGGAGCAGGACUGUGCAGCAUUGAGGGUGAACAUCAGCAGUGAGUGUACAGCAGUCUGUACUCUGGGCUGAGCUGGUGGCUGCAGGAAGGUUGGGGCCAGGAAUAAAAGUUACAAAGGUGUAGCGGUGGCGCUUUCUGAACUGCCAUCUCUUGCACAGCGGCACAGCCCUUGGCAGUGGGUACAUCACUCACCUUCUUUGGUCAGGAAAGUGCAAGACUCAAUCAUUGCCCUGUUAGCUCUAAAACGGUGAUUACAAACAACACUGCACUUGGACCUUCCUUUGAGAAAUUACCUGGGAACUGAGUGCUUACUGAUAGAUUGAAGCAUGCAGACGCUCAGCCCACCCAGGCCUUCACCUUCCCUAAACAGCAAGCUUGAUGGCCUCUUGCACAGAGCCUUGGCAGGACAGCUGGAAGCCCUGCAAAGUCCCUCGCCGGUGGCCUCGACAGCACAGGAUGACGAAGCAGCUUUGUGGGACAGCAGCGCCACCUCCAGCCAGCCUCCUGCGGGCAGUUCAGAUGCUACUGCACUCCAUGGUACCUUUCAGUCUUCAGUCACUCGUUUGGAAAUGACUUGCCACUUGAGUAUUCCACGCGUCUGUGCAAUUCUUUAAUGUGCUGCCUUUUAUUAACUGUUUGUUCGAAGACAGCCUUAUUGCCUGCUGUCCGCCCCCUGCUCUUCUAGAAAUUCCUGUUUUCUGUUGGCCUCUAACUUUGCUGAUUUAGUGACCUUCCAGCUUUUCUUUCUUCUUAUGUUGAGCAAUAAUUAAGAGAGCAGAGUUUUGAUUAAUUUUCCUGUCUCAAGUACCUGUUUCGGAGAGCUACCAGCAGUAGUACAACUUGCUUAGAUUUCCAGAGGGCUUUCUGCAGAUUUCUGCAUUUCAUAUUACUUCUAAGUAUUUUGAGACGAUUCCUACUCAGCUCUGAGAUAUCUGUGACAUGACAACGGCAGAUUAAAUAGCUCUUAGUAAGAGCUCAGGCAGGUGAAUGUCUGAGCCACAGUCCUCAAGCUCACAAUGUCUUAAAAUAGAGACAGCUGUUGGAGGGUGUCUGUGCUAACUCAGCAUUACUGCCACCUCAGUUUCAGAAUGUUGAAUGUGGUAGCUUCCACUGUCAUGUCACUCCCAUCCCUGAUAUAAAUGGUGGCAUACAGAGUGUAUUCAUGAAGUGGCACUGGAGAGGCUGCUGCCUUGGAAGUUAUGUGCAGCUGAACAAAGAACACCCUUUUAUUCCUGCCAUCUGCCUCCCCACUGCAGUUCCCAGAUCCUGCCCUUCGUUAGGUAUAUCAUUUAAUCCAGUGUUGUCUGAUAAGAUAGUGGAUAUAUACGGUUGGUAUCUCUGCUGGUGUGCUGCCAUGUUUAGAAGCUGCUGGGCAGCUGUGAGGGGCAAGGUUCAUGCCUCUGAGCCAGUUUCAGGCUCUGUUUGCAGGCUGGCAGGAAAGCAUGCCUUUGGCUUGCAGUCAGGACUAGUGGGUACACAAUGGAGUUUUAGUAGUUCAGGGUUGGCCAGGCAAACAGGAGUGUGAAGUCAAACUGGGAUUUAUUGCUGCAGAAGAUAGUGGGGAAUAGGAGUAUAACUGUAUUUUUUAAACAGGAGCUGGAUAAACAAUGGUCUGAUGCAUCCACUAACUCAGGGAGAUUUUAAGUUGCUGUAAAUAAGAAAGUUAUGCCAAGGAAUGAUUACUUUCCUGCAUGCUCUGUCUCUUAAGAAGUGGUCAAAAAUGGAGAAAAUAGAUGCUGGGCUAGGUGAAACAUUGAUCUGGUCUUGUGGGGUUUAAUUUAAUCUGACAGUUGUGAACAAAACUAAUAUUGAAAGCAGUCUCAAAUUUAUUUAUCAAACCUCUGUAUCUGCAUGCAAGCUGUGCAAACACUCCACUGUUUGUGGCACAACUAUUUAAUGCUGUACACCCAGCAGGGGUGAGCCCCUCAGAGGACAGAGCAUUCAGAAGAGGCUGAAACCAGAAUAUUGUCCUCUAAAUGUUGCCUUGCACAGUGCAGAAACAAAUGCUAUUGGGAUGGUCCUGUUACACGUGACUGCUCAUGGGCAGUUUGCCACUGCCUUUGAUGCUUAUGGAAAGGGAAUUGUGGAUUCCUUACAUUUGGAGUGGAAAUCAGCACUGCUGCUUUCUAGCCAAGGGAUGCAGGACCAGUACAAUUCCUGAUGUGCUCUUCUAUGUGCAUGAGCCACCUUGUGGAAAAAAAACAAAUGGGCUACCAAAGACUAGAGGGUCACAGCAAUUUAAAUCAAUAAUGCAUUUACCUGUACAUCUGAAAUACAGAUCAGUGUAUUUAACUACCUUUAUAAUUCCAAAAUGAUGGCUUUUGUACUUUGUCCUUUUUUUUUAAUGCCCCCUGUGCCCCCUUACCCUCAUCCAUAUGAGAAGUAUAAAGCGGUGGUGGUCAUAGGAGAAGACCUUGUUACUCCAUGGAAACAUCCUCAACUGAAUGUAAUGAAAUAGAAACCUGAUCUAUGAGUACUUGCUGUUUGUAGGAGCCCUCGGCUGUGUGAAGGUGACUGCACCUUCAGGAAGCAUGGCUCCCAUCUUUUGACAGGGUCUCACAUGUAUUUAACAUGCAUCUGUAUUAUAACAAUAAAAAUAAGAGAGUGGGGAAGGGAGAGAUGACAGCUUUUUCUUUUCAUUAAUCUGUCACUACCCAAGUACCACCAACACAGUCUUGAUAACACUAAUGCAAUGCAGUCAACAGUGGCAGAGAAAAAUCUGUGCUGUUUUGCCUGCUAGGAGACACAACUUUUAGUGGGGUACUCUCAGCCAGCUACAGUAUGUGGAUCCUUGAGCUGAAUCUGGACACAGAUGUCUUUAAGAGAAAAGGCAGAUCUUGCUGAGACUCCAUCUUAACUGCAGUGCUGCUACAGCAAUUGAGAUAUUCAACUCCCACACCAAAGCUUGGCCUCAUCAUGCUUUGUCUACAAAGGAAAAUUGUAGGAUGAGAUUUUAACUGAGUCAGCAAAUCACUACAAUGUUUUAAAGUAGGAGAUUCCCCUCUUGACAGACUGAUGAGCUUGGAAAAUAUGCCACAAAACAGAAAGCAGAUACUUUAGGGUAAAAUGAAUGAAUUUUUUUAAACUAUGAGUUUUGUUACUACUUUACUUUUUUUUUCCCCUUUGAGUCUUUUCUGCAUCUGCAGAGGUUUUGGUAUUCCCCACUUCCCAGUUUAGAACUGCAAAGUAUUCAUAAUGGUAAUCAGCACUGCAGUAGGAUUCCUGAUGGGAAUGGGCUGGGUUUGGUUAUUAAUUAAAAAACAAUUAAACAGCCAACUAAAAAACCCAAAACAAAACCCCACUACUUUUGAUUUUUAUUUCACAAUAUUAUCUUCUCUGGAAUGGUUGAAACAAUGAUGUGUUAAUGUAGAUGCAUUCUUCUGUGUUAAUUAUAAACCCUCCAGGUCCUUGUUUUUCUACCUGUGCUGCCCAGCCUGUCUCUGGACAACCUGUUCUUAUCAAGUGUUCUGUGCUCUACGUUGUCAUCUUUCCUGCUGCUGCCUGUCACUUCCUUGUGCCUCACCCUCUCUGUCACUUGCUUUUUACUCCUGGGACAAUCCCCUUUUCCAGAAAGCCUCUUCUUUUUAACCUGAUGGCAUUAGCUUCCCCCCUACCUCCUGUUGACAAGAUCUUUUUCGUUUGUCCAAGCUGAACUGUAAGGCCAGUGUCAUCUCUUCUGUGUUUGUAAGGUGAUGUGCAUUCUUGCAGUACUGUCUAAAAAUAAAUGUGGUACUAAGUUAAUCCUUUUGAGGCUGCACAUAAUAAAGGUAUUGCUUGGUUCCUAA